Messenger RNA from Drosophila eugracilis, 741 nucleotides. RefSeq names its product protein Dr1 (gene NC2beta). Gene Ontology annotation, cellular component: negative cofactor 2 complex. Gene Ontology annotation, molecular function: general transcription initiation factor activity; core promoter sequence-specific DNA binding; protein heterodimerization activity. The transcript has a single exon. The record is from RefSeq and is a predicted model, not a curated record. The coding region runs from base 124 to 675 and encodes 183 amino acids. Gene Ontology annotation, biological process: positive regulation of transcription by RNA polymerase II; negative regulation of transcription by RNA polymerase II; RNA polymerase II preinitiation complex assembly. NCBI's taxonomy places the organism in Eukaryota, Metazoa, Arthropoda, Insecta, Diptera, Drosophilidae.
UUAUAGAUUUUUCUGUUUGAGCAAAACGGUCACCUUAACUCCCACGCUUACUGGAUACCACCGCGAAGUCACUAGGAAAACAACUGUUCAUCUUUGUUUACGUUCUCUAAUAUCAACAACGCCAUGUCAAAUCCGCAGGAGGAACUACUGCCGCCCAGCGCCGAGGAUGACGAGCUGACUCUGCCGCGGGCCAGCAUCAACAAGAUCAUCAAGGAGCUGGUACCCACGGUUCGGGUGGCGAACGAUAGUCGGGAGCUGAUCCUAAACUGCUGCUCCGAGUUCAUCCAUUUGAUCAGCUCGGAGGCCAAUGAGGUCUGUAACAUGCGCAACAAGAAGACAAUCAAUGCGGAGCACGUCCUAGAGGCGCUAGAACGCUUGGGCUUCCAUGACUACAAACAGGAGGCGGAGACCGUCCUGCACGAUUGCAAAGAGGUGGCCGCCAAACGAAGACGACAGAGCACGCGCCUGGAGAACCUGGGAAUUCCGGAGGAGGAGCUUCUGCGUCAGCAACAGGAAUUAUUUGCCAAGGCACGGGAAGAACAGGCGCGCGAGGAGCAGCAACAGUGGAUGAGUAUGCAGGCGGCUGCAAUGGUACAGCGCCAGCCACUGGCCGACGGCUCCGUUGCCAGCAAGCCCAGUGAGGAUGACGAAGAUGAAGACGACGACGAUUACUAGUAGAAAAGUGUGUCUUUCUAUGAGCUUAAUGUAGUUUUAAUCUUAAAAUAUAUGCCAUAAGUUGAA